AUGAUCACUGCUAACAGAUCUAUAGUUAGAUUGCAACCAGCAAUUCGCCAUACACUCAAAUAUUCAUCUCUUACCUCGAUAAAAUCAUAUCAUCAUAGAAAAAUGUCACAACCAGUUACAAUCACCUACACUCAAGAAAGAAAGAAAGAAUUAACUGCUCAAUAUACUCACAUCAACCAAUUGAUCCAAACAGAGCAAGAAAAGAAAAAUCAAAAUGAACAUGUGUUACUACUACCUGUAUCUAAAUUAAAACCCGCAAGCGAUAUCAAAAUAUUAUAUGAUACCUUACACAUUAAAGAAUUUGGUGAAAAUUACGUUCAAGAAUUAAUGGAGAAGAGUAAAUUAUUACCAAAUGAUAUUAAAUGGCAUUUUAUUGGUGGAUUGCAAACGAAUAAAUGUAAAGAUUUAGCAAAGAUUCCAAAUUUGUAUUGUGUAGAGACCAUUGACUCAUUGAAGAAGGUUAAAAAAUUGAAUGAGUCAAGAUUGAAAUUUUCCGAAGAUGCUGAUCCUAUUAAUUGUUAUAUCCAAAUUAAUACUUCUAAUGAGGAACAAAAAUCAGGGCUUCAUGAGGAGAAUGAAAUCUUUGAAAUUGUGGAAUACUUCCUGAAUAAAGAUGGUAAAGAAAAACCAUUAAUGCUCAACUUGGUAGGGUUGAUGACAAUUGGUUCAUGGAAUGUGUCUCAUCAAGUUGAUCAUGAUAAGGAUAACGAAGAUUUUACGGCAUUAGCUAAUUGGAAAUCGAAGAUUGAUUCCAAAUUUGGAACUGAUUUGAAAUUGUCAAUGGGGAUGUCGGCUGAUUAUAAACAAGCUGUUAGACAAGGGAGUACAGAAGUUAGAAUCGGUACUGAUAUCUUUGGUAAUAGACCUCCAAAGGAUGAAGCUAAAAUCAUUUAA
This is a messenger RNA of Naumovozyma dairenensis CBS 421, 894 nucleotides long. RefSeq names its product pyridoxal phosphate homeostasis protein. Lineage: Eukaryota; Fungi; Ascomycota; Saccharomycetes; Saccharomycetales; Saccharomycetaceae. Gene Ontology annotation, cellular component: intracellular anatomical structure. The transcript has a single exon. Bases 1 to 894 code for a protein of 297 amino acids. Gene Ontology annotation, molecular function: pyridoxal phosphate binding. The record is from RefSeq and is a predicted model, not a curated record.